Chelmon rostratus (copperband butterflyfish) is the source of this 1508-nucleotide messenger RNA. It is a transcript of the gene tmem192, whose product is annotated as transmembrane protein 192. The transcript has 6 exons. Bases 93 to 884 code for a protein of 263 amino acids. Lineage: Eukaryota; Metazoa; Chordata; Actinopteri; Chaetodontiformes; Chaetodontidae. Gene Ontology annotation, cellular component: late endosome; lysosomal membrane. The record is from RefSeq and is a predicted model, not a curated record.
AUUUGCCUGCCCGCCCCUUUUAUUGCAUGUAAACUGAUGGUUGUUUGUUGUUGUUUUGUCAUUUCUUUAAAAACGUCGGACGUCAACACAAAAUGGAGUCAAAGGGACCUUCGCUUUAUGCUCAGGCAGGAACCUCUCUAGAUAUGUCACGUAGCCUUGAGGAGGACUCUUUGGUGGAUGGACCUCUGAUCUCUGCUGACGCCCUCCACUCUGCCAUCAGGAGACAGUUUCAGACUGUACCAACACCCUGCCAUGCUGGCCUGCUGUCUUUACUGCAUGUUGUGUACGUGGUAUUGUCAGUGUGCGUGGCAGUGCUGUGUGUGUUGAAAUUUGGCCAAGAGGAAGUGUGUGUGAAUAUUUUGAGUAAUGUGCGGGGUGACAGUGUGAUUUUGUUUGGGAAGGUGUGUUUAUGGGUGCUGGUUCUGUUGUUCACCGGGUGUGCGCAGCACCACCACAGCCGGGCCAGGAGCAGGGGGUACCUACGAUUCUACAGAGAGAUGCAAGGACUGAAGCACCUGCCGCUCACUGUUCACUCUGCAGGAAACGUUCUGCUGCUGGUUGUUCUGGCUGCACAGUUAUCACCGACUGUACACAUCUACAUGCUGCUCACCAUCCUGGGGAUCGAGCUCUUGGUAGCACUUCCCUGUCUGCUCUAUUACACAGUCAAGGUGAUGCAGUUCAACAGGGAGCGAGCUGCACCAGACGUGAGCCAAGAAGAGCAUUCACACACCUUCAGUGUCACGGGCCUGCCGACUGAGACCGGCUUCAGAGAGGGCUCCAGCCUGGAGGAGGUGGUGGAAAAGCAGGCCGACCUUAUAGAGUACCUGAAACAGCACAACACCCUGCUGAGCAAGAGGCUGCUCAACCUCACCGCCCAGCACUGACCACAGUCCGGCCUCCUCCUCCUCCUCCUCCUCCCCCCUGGGAACCAGCCACCACACGCUGGAGCUGGGAGCCAGAGCCCGAUCAUUGUGACACUCCGCUCUCAUAACACAAAGGAGAGGGCAGCUGUGUGUUUGAAGGAGAGGACUGAAGCUGGAAGAAACACUGGAUAAAAGACUAAAAGUAACUCUGUGCAUGCGAGCACCUGUGCGCACAGACUUAAGACGGGAGGGUUCGUCCUCACCUGAGAUGGACUGAUAACACAGGAGAAGGUGAGCUUUAAGUAGAGGACAGUUAAAGAAGUGGGAGGAGGAGGAGAGGGUCAUGGGUCACAGAUCAGAGGUGAGGGGUUUUUAUCACUGUCUUACGACCCCCAGUGACCCGUAUAUGCUGCCGCUUGUGGAGAGAAACAGAAACUUGUUUUAGAGAUCAUCUGCACUAAGGAGGAAAGAGCAGGAGAUUGAGGGGUGGGGGGCAUCACUUAUCAGGGUCAAACAACAGAAAGAGAUUUAGUAAUGCUGUAAAAUGUCUCAAAGUGCUAUUUUAUGUCUGAAUGUGUGUGUGUAAAUGCUUCAUUUGGUAUUGAGUUUGUGUAUUUGUGAUUCAAUUCCAAUAAAUCUUUAAUG